AUGUCCAAAAAAAAGAAGAAAAAUAAGAAUAAUCGCGAUGAAUCAUCAAUCACAGAUUCUUUUGAUGAGUCUUCCUUGCAAUUACUUUUCACUCCGGUCUUUAGUCCUAUUGUUGAAAAACCAAAACAAGGAAAUUUGACAGGAAGUGUACGACAAGUCAAAGAUUCUGCUGCCAAUUUAUACAAUGCAACCCUGAAGUGGAACACUUUGAGUCAGACUGGAGCAAAGCUAAUUGGCCAAAUUGCUAAUUGUAAGCUCCAAGCAAUUUUUAAAGCUGAAGAUGAUGAAACAAGAAAAUUGCAAAUGAUGCCUAAUGAAAUGGAGUCUCUUUGUGAGGAACUGUUGAAACUUAUUGAAUCAAUGAAACAAAUUGUUGAUAAACUGAAUUCACUGAAUACAAAAUUUCAAAACCUUUUAAAACUUGAAGAACAUUACUUGAAAGAAAAUGUUCAUUCAGUGAUUCCUUUCCAAUCUUGGACUUACAAAGAAUAUGAAGCUACUUCACAGAAGAUUCAUGAAGCUUACCAGAUGGAAUAUAUUUUGAAGGAGAAUUUGGCACGCAAUAUUGCACAUGUUAUGGAUCGCCACUUGAUGAUGUUUUGUACCUCAGCAUGGACAUAUGAACCAUAUAUAAAUGGAGAAUGUCAGACUUUAUUAGAGGCACUUGUCCUUGAAACAGGUCUCAGAUAG
This is a messenger RNA of Acanthosepion pharaonis, 690 nucleotides long. The record is from the annotation of a GenBank genome assembly. NCBI's taxonomy places the organism in Eukaryota, Metazoa, Mollusca, Cephalopoda, Sepiida, Sepiidae.